Molecule: messenger RNA, 2937 nt
Organism: Cladocopium goreaui
Lineage: Eukaryota; Dinophyceae; Suessiales; Symbiodiniaceae
Source: the annotation of a GenBank genome assembly
AUGUCACUGGAAACGGGAUUCAAUUUCCUACUUCCUGAAGAUCGCGAAUGUGCCAAAACAAUUGUUUGUGAGGAGAAGCCCUUUUGCUUGGUGAUAGCCUUUCCAUGUGGGCCAUGGAGUCCUUUGCUCCACCUGAACAAGAACACUGACAUUGCCAAGUUGCAAGCUGACGGCGCAGUGCUUUUGCAAUUUGCCUUGGUGCUUGCAGAUAUCCAAGAGCAAGCUGGUCGUCACUACGUGCUUGAGAACCCUCAGCCAAGUCAAGCAUGGAAGCAACCUGAGAUGACGAAGUUCCUUGACGAGCACGACCACCAUCUGGCAUGUUUUCAUCAGUGUCGUUUUGGCCUGCGUGGGAAAUUUGGACUUCACCGUAGAGCCACAAAGGUAGCAACGUCAAGCUGGAUCACUUCUAGGUUGUUGGAUGGGAAGUUUUGCAACCGUCUUCAUCAACAUCAACCUGUGUUGGGUGGCAAAGCUGUGACUGAGCCUGCAGGUCAUUACCCUCAUCGACUUGCAAAGCUCUUGGUGGACUGCAUUGAGCGACCGGCUGGCGAGGAUGAGUCUGAACUGUCUGAGGAGGAGGAAAAGGCGAGGAUCAAAGCUUCUGCUGGUUUGAAGGCAGCUAUCAAAAGGCUGCAUGACAACACUGGUCACCGGUCGAAUUUGCGACUGGCAAGGGCAUAUACUGUAGCAACCAGCGGUGCACCAGCAGAAGCAAUCCAUGCUGCAAAGCACCACAAAUGCGAGAUUUGUCAUGAGAAGCGACAGCCGAAAGCCCGUCGCCCAGCAUCUUGGCCAACGCCUAAGGAUGCUGGAGACCAAGCCAACAUCGACCUCUUGGACGUUGUUGACUCCACGGGUACCAAGUUCAUUGUGGUGCACAUCAUUGACUAUGCAACGAGCUUCCAGCUCGCAGAACUUCUUCCGAAGAAGCAGCUGGCAAUUCACAGCCACAGCAUUCUCUUGUGGCAUUGCGGUGUUGGAGCUCCCUGGCAGAAUGGUGUUUGCGAACGAGCUGGUGGCACUUUGCGAAUCAUUUUGAAUUGCCUGGUGAACACUCAUCAGGUCCAAGGUUUUGAUGAGCUUGAAGAAGCGUUGGGUGAAGCUGUUGGUGCAUACAAUAGCGACAUCGAUGAGCUUGGAGUUUCGCCUUCACAGGCUGCAGCUCUUGUUGCACUGAGAGAGACCGCAAAAGUUGCUAUGACCAGGCUUCAUUUUUUCAAAAGUAUUCGCCGCAGUGAGCUUGCCCGUUCAAGAGCGACUACAGAAGAUGAUGUGCCUGAGCCUGGAUCCAUUGCAUACUUCUGGCGUUUUCAGAAGUACAGCAGCAAGCACCAACCUUCAAGAAAGCUUUUGACCUUGCGGAAAUGGCAUGGCCCUGCGCUUGUGAUUGCCCGAGAAGGACCCAAUCUCUAUUUGAGCUUCAAAGGACAAGUCACCAAGUGUCCCAUUGAACAUGUGAGAAGGGCAUCAAGUAUGGAGCAGAUUGCUCGCUCAACAUGGCGGGAUGCAAUUGAAGACUGCGUGACGGCGACCAUUGGGGAGAUGACUCAAUCUGGACUUCCUGACGAUCCCCAAAGUGAAACUUCUGAUGGACUUUCACGACAGCAGUAUGAGGCAAGACUUGACCCUGUGAUUGACCGGGCAAAAGCUGCUGACUCAAGAUCCCUUGCUGAGAAGCGUCCUGCUGAUGCUGCAGUUCGAGAUUUGGAGAAUCAACAUGGGAGUGAACCACCUCCGGCACCUAGUGCAGAGAGGCAAGCACUUUUGACUUCACAGGAACGGCCUGGACUUAUGCCUUCCUCGGAACGGCUUGGACUUACGCCUUCCGAAGUGCUUGAGGCCUCGUCCAUGUUGAAUCCAAACGCGCAUCCUCUACUUCAACUGCAAGCCUUGGCCGAGCUUGACCGCAAAGACCCUGACCGCGUCAAGCUUGUCAACCACGGAACUUGGGAUGGUCGUUGGGCAUGUCCUAUGGUUGAUGCAGUUCAAGCAGCGCGCAAAGAAUACUUCUGGCGCAACAUGAACCGCGCACAGAGGAGAGCGUUUGAGCAAGCUGCAAAGAAAGGUUGGGAUGUUUGGAUAGCCAACGAAGCAGUGGAGGAGCUUUUAGCAGAAGAGAGCAACAUUGUUUGGCGCGAGCUCAAAAACAAGAAUGAGACGUGCAAGGUCCUCACUCCAAGGUUUGUCUAUACGGACAAGAAUGAUGGUUUGCGGACAGCUGACCACGACCUUGAGAUCAAAGCCUCAGCUCGAUUGGUGGUGCCUGGUUUUCCUGAUGUGACGGCUUACACCAUCAGGAAAGGUGCUCCCACCUGCAGCAGAACCACGCAGCACUUGGUCCUGAUCUUUACCAGCUGUCGGUAUAAGAAGGGAUGGCGGCGUGUCAGCGCUGACACCAAGUCAGCUUUUCUGAAGGGUGACCCGUACAUGGCUGGCUGUGCCGUGUGCGAAAAGGAGUUUUCGGGCUCAGUGAUGCACCGAGGCAAUGGUACCUUCAUCUUUGCCGCGCUCUUCAAGACCGCCAACUUACUCAUGAAACUUUUCAAGGAGCACGAAGAUUUCUCCUUGACUCUCAGGCCAUUUGACUUGGAAGGAUGUGGACUUUUGGUAGUUGCAGAUGCAAGUUUGGGCAAUGUGACUCGCCAAGGAGCAGUUGGCGAAGAUCCUUUUGCGCGAGUGUGCAGCCAAUCUUCAUGCUAUGUGCUCUUGGGUGAUGCCAAGCUGAUGCGUGGCGAAGAAGGCAGUUUCGCUGUAUUGGACGCGCGGUCGCACAGGUCAAGCCGCGUGUGCAGGUCCACAUUUGCAGCAGAGCUCUACUCCACUGAGGAGGCCUUUGACGUCGGCAUAUACUGCCGUGGCGCCUUAGCAGAGCUCCAGGGCAAGCCCAUCCAGGGGCAGUUUUUGCCGAUUUGUGAGACCAGGAGGCCAAGCUGA